UUCAGUUUGAAAGAGUCGCGCAACGAGAACAGUUGAUAAAAUCUUAAACCAACCGCUGUUACCGUCAUCCGGCGCUUUAACUAUAUCUCCAUUUGAAAUUGACUCAGUCACAUCCCUGGAGUUGUGUGCGUGUGUGCCACAGCGUUUUUGUGUGUAUAUCGAAAACUUGUAUAAUCAAUCAGGAUAAUUGUGUCCCUUUGCUAGUGCAUUUUAUCAAUUGUCAAUUUCAGACAUAGGUUAAUCAUGAGAAACAAUUGCAACGCAAUUCUUUUGGCUACAUUUGUAACAUGGUCAGCCAUAUUGUGCGGCAGAGUUUGGGGAACUACAGAGGGGCUAGAGACACCAUUAGCUCUACCUGUAUCUGAGCAUACACUGCCUACCACAGCUAUACAAGGCGAAGUGUGGGAGGAAGAUGAUCACGAAGUGUUAAUACGCAAUGAACGCGGCACAAAAAAUGAUGGUUUGUCAUGCCGCUAUGGAAAGAAUCCAUGGACAGAAUGUGAUACGAAGACCAACACCCGAUCUAGGACUUUGACGUUGAAAAAAGGAGAUCCAGCUUGUGAUCAGACACGCACCAUCCAAAAAAAAUGUAAAAAAGCUUGCCGGUAUGAGAAAGGCUCUUGGUCUGAUUGUGCAACUGGACAAAUGACUCGUGCUGAUAAGUUGAAGGCGAGCAGCGAUCCGUCUUGCGAAGCAACUCGUAUUAUCAAGAAGAACUGCAAGCCCGGAAAAUCCAAGGACAAGAGUGCUAAGGAGCAGCGUAAAAAUAAGGACAAAGCUGCUCGCAAAGGACGCGUUUAAUUAACUUAAUAAUACCCGAUGCAAUAGUAUGCCCAAUCGUUUGUUUAUACCCCGGAAACCAAAUAUUUUUACAUUGAUCUCCUUUUUGGUUUAAGAUACAGAUUCAAAAUACGCAUGCAUAUGUUAAGCAACAAGAUAAAUGGUAACAAAUUUAACACAAAAUAUUUAACGAUUCCAUUAAGUGUUGUAGUUUGGUUUCCAUGCAAAUGCGAGACCAUUAUUAUAGUAAAAGGCCAACAACUAUUUUAUGGAAAGUAUGCAACAUAAUACAUACAUAUUUAUGCCAAAAAUGCAAAACAUAUAUUCAUAACUACAUACACAUACCUAUUUAUUUAGUUAUAUAUUUGCUAAUACCAUAAACACUUACAAACAUUUAAUCAAAUUAUAAAUACUCAAAAUGGGCGGUUGCCAAACUGAAAUCUAAAGAACCCAUAAAAUUGUCAAACAAUUAAAAGUCAAAACCUUUCCAUGAAACUAGUACGUUGUUCUUUAAUUGAAUUUUACAUAAAAUAUACAACAUUUCACGGAAACCAACACAAAAAAAAAAAAAAAAAUGUAUGUAAGAUUUUUCGUGAAUAAAAAAUAUCAGCUUCUAUAUUUGAUCUCAAGAAAAUCAGAGAACGGUAAAAUACAUUAUAUAUAUAUAAUGAAAAGAAUUAAAAAACAAAACCGGAUCAAGUUUGUCAAGCAUUAAAAACAAGAACAAAAAUAAAAACACUUAGUGUAAAUAUUGUAAAAAUAAUACAACAGUAUUGAAUAUACCUAAAGACAGUGGAAGCGAACAAUCGAUUUGGAACAGUUGUCCGAGUUGCUUUCGUAGCUGUUCUUUAUUUGCGAUUGGCAUUUUAAAUUACAUUUGAAAAAUAAAUAUCAUACACAUAACCUUCAACUUCAUUGAUACAAUUGAUAUUAAUACAUAAUCACUCAUACAAAUACACACACACUCACAUAGCUCUCCCAUUCCCAAGUUUUAUUGAAACAACAAUUGAUGUUCUAGGAAAUUGUCAUCAUCUUCCUCAAAGAGAAACCAAAAUAUAUAGUAUUCAACGUAAAUAAACGACGUGUAAGACUAUCGAGCAGUUGGUCUAGCUGAUAUAUAUUACAUAGUUCAAUAAUUUUACCAUUACAAGACAAUGGUUUGUCUUUUUAAUAAAGAAAAGUAUUAAAAACAAAACAAAAAAAUAUUUAAAAUUAGUAUGUUAGUUACGACUUAAUGUAUUUGCAUAUAAGCAGUUUCUACACAAUACUCAUAUUCGAUAAUACCCGCAAAACCAAAAACAACAACUAGAAAAAGAACAACUCCACUCUACAGUAAAGUGGCAAUAAAACGUAUUUAACUGAAA
Molecule: messenger RNA, 2144 nt
Organism: Drosophila willistoni
Lineage: Eukaryota; Metazoa; Arthropoda; Insecta; Diptera; Drosophilidae
Gene: miple1
Exons: 5
Coding region: 244-801 (185 amino acids)
Biological process (GO): mesoderm morphogenesis
Cellular component (GO): extracellular region
Molecular function (GO): heparin binding; growth factor activity
Source: RefSeq, a predicted model, not a curated record